CUGGCGAGAGGGACUUGGGCGCGCCGACGCUGCUCGGACUGCAGCGCCGCCGCAGCUGGCCGUCUGCUCUGGCUUCCCUCUCGCUGCUCCGGGGCAUGCAAGGACUGAGCUGCUGGCGGUAGAAGAAAGGACUUUGUCGGGAGCGCGGGACAAGGGCGCGCGCACGCGGCUUCGAGCGCGGGCGGCCACUCUCGGCUGCAAGUUGGUGCCGAGCCCCCAGCGCGCGCCGCCUGCGGAGCGCCGGGCAGGGUGAGAGGCCGCAGGAGCGCGAUGGGCGCCCUCGAGAAGCUCCGCGCGCCGUCGGUGGCACUGGGACUGCUGCUGGGUGCGGUGCUGGGACGCCUGGGCCCGGCCGAGGGCAGCGGUCCGGGCAGCUCGGGGGCACUGGGGCAGUCUUCCGAGGUCGCCGCCGAGCGCCUGUGUCCCGCUCCUUGCCGGUGCCUCGGGGACCUCCUGGACUGCAGCCGCCAGCGGCUGGCGCGCCUGCCCGAGUCUCUCCCGCCCUGGGUCGCUCGCCUGGACUUGAGUCACAACAGAUUGUCUUUCAUCAAGGCAAAUUCCACAAGCCACCUUCAAAACCUUCGAGAAGUGAAACUGAACAACAAUGAAUUGGAGACUAUUCCGAAUCUAGGACCAGUCUCAGCCAAUAUUACACUUCUGUCCUUAGCUGGAAACAGAAUUGUUGAAAUAUUACCUGAACAUCUGAAACAAUUUCAAUCCCUUGAAACUUUGGACCUGAGCAACAAUAAUAUUUCAGAGCUUAAAACUCCCCUUCCAUCCCUACAACUCAAAUAUCUGUAUCUCAGUAGCAACCGAGUCACUUCAAUGGAACCUGGGUAUUUUGACAGUCUGGCCAACACACUUCUGGUGUUGAAGCUGAACAGGAACCGGCUCUCAGCUAUCCCGCCCAAGAUGUUUAAACUGCCCCAGCUACAACACCUUGAACUGAACCGCAACAAGAUUAAAAACGUAGAUGGGCUCACAUUCCAAGGACUCAGUGCUCUAAAGUCUCUGAAAAUGCAAAGAAAUGGAGUAACAAAACUUAUGGAUGGCGCUUUUUGGGGGCUGAGCAACAUGGAAAUCUUGCAGCUGGACCAUAACAACCUAACAGAGAUCACCAAAGGCUGGCUUUACGGCUUGCUGAUGCUGCAGGAACUUCAUCUCCGCCAAAAUGCCAUCAGCAGGAUCAGCCCUGAUGCCUGGGAGUUCUGCCAGAAACUCAGCGAGCUGGACCUCACUUUCAAUCACUUAUCGAGGUUGGAUGAUUCAAGCUUCCUGGGCUUAAGCUUACUAAAUACACUGCACAUUGGGAAUAACAAAGUCAGCUAUAUUGCUGAUUGUGCCUUCCGGGGGCUUUCCAGUCUAAAGACUUUGGAUCUGAAGAACAAUGAAAUUUCCUGGACUAUUGAAGAUAUGAACGGUGCUUUCUCUGGGCUUGACCAACUGAGGCGGCUAAUCCUCCAGGGAAACCGGAUUCGAUCUAUUACCAAAAAAGCCUUUACCGGUUUGGACGCAUUAGAACAUCUAGAUCUGAGUGACAACGCAAUCAUGUCCUUACAAGGCAAUGCAUUUUCACAAAUGAAGAAACUUCAGCAAUUGCAUUUAAAUACAUCAAGCCUUUUGUGCGAUUGCCAACUAAAAUGGCUCCCACAGUGGGUGGCGGAAAACAACUUUCAGAGCUUUGUAAAUGCCAGUUGCGCCCAUCCUCAGCUGCUAAAAGGAAGAAGUAUUUUUGCUGUUAGCCCAGAUGGCUUUGUGUGCGAUGACUUUCCUAAACCCCAGAUCACUGUUCAGCCAGAAACACAGUCGGCAAUAAAAGGUUCCAAUUUGAGUUUUGUCUGCUCGGCCGCCAGCAGCAGUGAUUCUCCAAUGACGUUUGCUUGGAAAAAAGACAAUGAACUACUGCAUGAUGCCGAAAUGGAAAACUAUGCACACCUGCGGGCCCAAGGUGGCGAGGUGAUGGAGUACACCACCAUCCUCCGGCUCCGCAACGUGGAGUUUACCAGUGAAGGGAAGUACCAGUGCGUCAUCUCCAAUCACUUCGGUUCAUCCUACUCGGUCAAAGCCAAGCUUACAGUCAACAUGCUUCCUUCCUUCACCAAGACCCCCAUGGACCUCACCAUCCGUGCCGGGGCCAUGGCACGCUUGGAGUGUGCUGCCCUGGGACAUCCAGCCCCACAGAUAGCCUGGCAAAAGGAUGGGGGCACAGACUUCCCCGCCGCGAGGGAGAGACGCAUGCAUGUCAUGCCCGAGGAUGAUGUGUUCUUUAUCGUGGAUGUGAAGACAGAGGACAUCGGGGUUUAUAGCUGCACAGCUCAGAACAGUGCCGGGAGCAUUUCUGCAAACGCCACUCUGACUGUCCUAGAAACCCCAUCAUUUUUACGGCCCUUGUUGGACCGAACCGUCACCAAGGGAGAAACCGCCGUCCUGCAGUGCAUCGCUGGAGGCAGCCCUCCUCCCAGACUGAACUGGACCAAGGAUGACAGCCCCUUGGUGGUCACCGAAAGGCACUUUUUUGCAGCAGGCAAUCAGCUGCUGAUCAUCGUGGACUCUGAUAUCAGUGAUGCCGGGAAAUACACGUGUGAGAUGUCUAACACCCUCGGCACGGAGAGAGGCAACGUGCGCCUCAGCGUGAUCCCCACUCCCACUUGUGACUCCCCUCAGAUGACCGCCUCGUCGUUAGAUGAUGAUGGAUGGGCCACCGUGGGUGUCGUGAUCAUAGCAGUGGUUUGCUGUGUGGUGGGCACGUCGCUCGUGUGGGUGGUCAUCAUAUACCACACAAGGCGGAGGAAUGAAGAUUGCAGCAUUACCAACACAGAUGAGACCAACUUGCCCGCAGAUAUCCCUAGUUACUUGUCAUCUCAGGGAACCUUAGCCGACAGACAGGAUGGGUACAUCUCAGAAAGUGGAAGCCACCACCAGUUCGUCACGUCUUCAGGAGGCGGGUUUUUCUUACCACAACACGACGGCAAUGGGACGUGUCAUAUUGACAAUAGUAGUGAAGCCGACGUGGAAGUUGCCGUGGAUCCAUUCCUUUGUCCCUUUUUGGGCUCCUCGGGCCCUGUGUAUUUGAAGGGGAAUGUGUACAGCUCAGAUCCAUUUGAAGCCUAUCACACAGGUUGUGGCCCUGACCUGAGAACAGCCUUAAUAGACCACUGUGAGCCCAGUUACAUAAAGAAAAAGGAGUGCUACCCAUGUCCUUACCCUUCAGAAGAAUCCUGUGAACAGAGUGUCAGUGACAUAGGAUGGCCUUCCCAUGUGAGGAAGUUAAUCAGCUCUCCUUACUCUCAAAGUGAAGGACCUGGAAUGAAAAGUGUGUGUCUAAACAAGUCCUCUUUGGAUUUUAGUCCAAGUCCAGAGCCUGCAUCCGUUACUUCAAGUAAUUCUUUCAUGGGAACAUUUGGAAAGCCUCUGAAGAGAGCUCAUCUGGAUGCCUUUUCAAGCUUUGGACAGCCAGUGGAUUGUCAGCCAAGAGCCUUUCCCUUGAAAGCUCAUUCUUCUCCAGACUUGGACUCUGAGUCAGAGGAAUAUGGGAAAGAAAGGACAGAUUUUCAGCAAGAAAAUCACACGUGUACCUAUAAACAGACCUUAGAAAACCAUAGGACUCCACAUUUUCAGUCUUAUGACUUGGACACAUAGACUGAAUGGGAGCAAAGAAGAGCUCAAACAUACUACCUCAAGUGGACUUUUAUUUAAAAGAGAGAAUCCUAUGUUUUUUAAUGGAGUUAUGAAUUUUAAAAGGAUAAAAUGUCUUAUUUAUACAGAUGGACCAAAAUUACAAAAUGUUAUAAAAAUUUUAUACUGGGAGUAACUUUCAUAUAAGAAUACCUUUUUAAACUAUUUUAACUUUGUUUUAUGCAAAAAAAAAACCCAUAUGUAAAUUAAUGGUAUGAAUCCAUGACUAUUUUAUGUAUUUUUAUAAUGCCAGAUUCCUUUUUAUUGAAAGCAAGUACUAAAGCAUUUUAAAUAAUACCUGUCUUGUACCCUUUUUAAAUAGAGUUCACUUAAUUUUAUUUUGCACACUGCAUUUAAUAAAAUGUGUCAUUUUGAUCCCAA
This is a messenger RNA of Neogale vison (American mink), 4056 nucleotides long. It is a transcript of the gene LRIG3, whose product is annotated as leucine rich repeats and immunoglobulin like domains 3. The record is from RefSeq and is a predicted model, not a curated record. Lineage: Eukaryota; Metazoa; Chordata; Mammalia; Carnivora; Mustelidae. Bases 271 to 3639 code for a protein of 1122 amino acids. Gene Ontology annotation, molecular function: protein binding. The transcript is spliced from 19 exons.